Carlito syrichta (Philippine tarsier) is the source of this 1812-nucleotide messenger RNA. RefSeq names its product polypyrimidine tract-binding protein 1. Bases 135 to 1631 code for a protein of 498 amino acids. Gene Ontology annotation, biological process: mRNA processing; regulation of cell differentiation; regulation of RNA splicing. The transcript has a single exon. The record is from RefSeq and is a predicted model, not a curated record. Gene Ontology annotation, cellular component: nucleus. Gene Ontology annotation, molecular function: mRNA binding. Lineage: Eukaryota; Metazoa; Chordata; Mammalia; Primates; Tarsiidae.
UUCUGGCGCCUCCACUCCGUCCCCCGCGGGUCUGCUCUGUGCGCCGUGGACGGCAUCGUCCCAGACAUAGCAGUUGAACAAAGCGGGGAUCGGACGAGCUCUUCUCUUCCUGCAUCACCAACGGGCCCUUCGUCAUGAGCAGCAACUCAGCCUCUGCAGUCAACGGGAAUGACAGCAAGAAGUUCAAAGGCGACAGCAGGAGUGCCAGGGUGCCCUCGCGGGUGAUCCACAUCCGCAAGCUCCCGGGCGACGUCACGGAGGGCGAGGUCAUCUCCCUGGGGCUGCCCUUCGGGAAGGUCACCAACCUGCUCAUGCUGAAGGGCAAGAACCAGGCCUUCAUCGAGAUGAACACGGAGGAGGCGGCCAACACCAUGGUCAGCUACUACCCCUCGGUGACGCCCGUGCUGCAUGGCCAGCCCAUCUAUGUGCAGUUCUCCAACCACAAGAAGCUCAAGACCGACAGCUCCCCGAACCGGGCGCGGGCCCAGGCCACCCUGCAGGCCGUGAACUCCAUGCAGUCAGGGAACCUGGCCUUGGCCGCCUCGGCGGCUGCCAUGGACACAGGGAUGGCGAUGGCUGGGCAGAGCCCCGUGCUGCGCAUCAUCGUGGAGAACCUCCUCUACCCUGUGACCCUGGACGUGCUGCACCAGAUCUUCUCCAAGUUUGGCACGGUCCUCAAGAUCAUCACCUUCACCAAGAACAGCAGGUUCCAGGCCCUGCUGCAGUAUGCGGACCCCACGAGCGCACAGCACGCCAAGCUGUCCCUGGACGGGCAGAACAUCUACAAUGCCUGCUGCACGCUGUGCAUAGACUUCUCCAAGCUCACGAGCCUCAACGUCAAGUACAACAACGGUAAGAGCCGUGGUUACACCCGGCCAGACCGACCCUCGGGGGACAGCCAGCCCUUGCUGGACCAGACCAUGGCUGCCGCCUUUGGCCUUUCUGUUCCCAGCAUCCACGGAGCCCUGGCUCCCCUGGCCAUUCCGUCGGCGGCCGCAGCCGCGGGUCGCAUCGCCAUCCUGGGCCUGGCGGGGGCGGGCAACUCCGUCCUGCUGGUCAGCAACCUGAACACCGAGAGAGUCACACCCCAAAGCCUCUUUAUUCUCUUCGGCGUCUACGGCGACGUGCAGUGGGUGAAGAUUCUGUUCAACAAGAAGGAGAACGCCCGGGUGCAGAUGGCGGACGGGAACCAGGCCCAGCUGGCCAUGAGCCACCUGAACGGGCACAAGCUGCACGGGAAGGCCACCUGCGUCACGCUGUCCAAGCACCAGAACGUGCAGCUGCCACGCGAGGGCCAGGAGGACCAGGGACUCACCAAGGACUACGGCAACUCGCCCCUGCACCGCUUCAAGAAGCCCAGCUCCAAGAACUUCCAGAACAUCUUCCUGCCCUCGGCCACCCUGCACCUCUCUAACAUCCCGCCCUCCAUAUCAGAGGAAGAUCUCAAGGCCCUCUUCUCCAGCAACGGGGGUGUCAUCAAGGGGUUCAAGUUCUUCCAGAAGGACUGCAAAAUGGCGCUGAUCCAGAUGGGCUCCGUGGAGGAGGCGGUCCAGGCCCUCAUCGACCUGCACAACCACGACCUCGGGGAGAACCACCACCUGCGGGUCUCCUUUUCCAAGUCCACCAUCUAGGGUUGAGGGCCCCGCGGCCAGGCCCCUGGCGAUAACUUCCAUCAUUCCAGAAAAAAACCACUUUAAAAAGCAGCUGAAGUGACCUCAACAGACCAGAGAUUUUAUUUUUUUAAAGAGAAUCAAUUUACCUGUUUUUAAAAAAAUUAAAUCUAGUUCACCUUGCUAACCCUGCGGUGACGGG